Molecule: messenger RNA, 949 nt
Organism: Acaulospora morrowiae
Lineage: Eukaryota; Fungi; Glomeromycota; Glomeromycetes; Diversisporales; Acaulosporaceae
Source: the annotation of a GenBank genome assembly
CCAAUGGAUCUUGGCACGGUUGAUGUGAAACUCAAUAACGUUGAAUAUGAAAACGUUGAUGCAUUUGUGGCCGAUAUCCGGCUAAUUUUUUCAAAUUGCAUUCUAUAUAACGGCCCAGUACAUCAAUAUGCGAUUUAUGCUAAAGAGCUAGAUAAUUUUUUUAUGAAUCUCCUCAAUAAUCUACCUAGUUCAAAGGAAGAGGUUCUACCGAAGCCUGUUUCUUCCGAAGCUAAACGCCCCAAACGAACGAUCAAAGCACCUGCCAAAGAACUCCCAGAUACUCCAGCAAUACGUCGUAAAAAAAGUAAAAAGAACAUUGAACUUAAUUUUUGUCGACAAGUUAUUCGCGAAUUGCGAAAGAGGACACAUUGGCAUUAUGCCUAUCCAUUUUAUGAACCUGUCGACGCGGAAAAAUUGGGUGUCCCUGAUUAUUAUAAGAUUAUUUCAAAUCCUAUGGAUCUAACUACAAUCAAUUCAAAGUUGGAAAAUGAUCAGUAUACAAGUGCGGAAGAAUUCGAGGCUGACAUUCGCUUGAUGUUCCAGAAUUGUUAUACCUACAAUGGCGUUGGUAGCGAGGUACAUAACAUGGGCAAGAUGUUGGAAGAGGUAUUUAAUAAAAAAUGGGCUGAGAAACCUACUUCUCAGGCUCGUUCAAUGACAAAGACCGAUGAUAUGAAGGAUUCAGAGAGUGAAUCAGAAGCGGACGAAAGUGAUCAUUUGAAAGCAUUACAGAAGCAUUUGGCCGCGUUGUCGAGUCAAAUUUCGCAAAUGAGGAAACCAUCUAAGACAAAGACGAAGAAAGCCGCCAAAGUUUCAAAGAUCGGUUCAAGCAAGAUCGUUGAGACUAAGAUGUCAAAUGAUGGUGAGAAGAAGUCGCUGAAACGCCCCAGGCCCGCUACCAAGUAUGAUGACGAUGUACCUUUGACGGCAGAUCAAAAAUCAGACCUCA